AAUAAUAAAAAGAAGGACCAAAGUCAAUCCUGCCCAGCCCUCGGGACGCUGCUGCAGCAGGACGGGGCUGGGGCUCUGCAUGUGACAGGGACUUGCAGCAAAACAUCUGCCUGAGGUGUUGGUUGCCAGCGCCCGUCAAGAUCUCACUGAGGAGAUUAGUCGUGGCUGUGCCAUGAUCUCUGCUGUGCUCCUCCUCUGGACUGUGCCCUGUGUGGCAAACCACAUCCUCGGGGGCUUUGCCAAGAGAGAGCUGCAGGAAGGUCCCCAGCUGGCCUGCAGCCUGCCAGGACCCCCAGGGCCUCCCGGCCCCCCUGGCGUGCCUGGAACUCCAGGGACUGUCGGCAGGAUGGGCUUCCCAGGAAAAGAUGGCAAGGAUGGCAAGGACGGGGAUAAAGGCGAGCACGGAGAUGAAGGUCCACAAGGCAGAACAGGAAACCCUGGCAAGCCAGGACCGAAGGGGAAAGCAGGAGCCAUUGGCAAGGCAGGCCCACGAGGGCCCAAGGGUCUGAAGGGUAAUCCUGGGAAAAGUGGGGCACCAGGAAAGAAAGGACCCAAAGGGAACAAGGGCGAGGUUGGGAUGCCGGGACCCUGCACCUGUAACACCAACAAAGCCAAAUCUGCCUUCUCUGUGGCGGUCUCCAAGAGCUACCCAAGGGAAAGGCUGCCCAUCAAAUUUGACAGGAUCCUGAUGAAUGAGGGAGGACAUUAUAAUGCUUCCAGUGGGAAAUUCGUGUGCAGCAUCCCAGGUAUUUACUACUUCACCUACGACAUCACUUUGGCCAACAAACACUUGGCCAUUGGCUUGGUCCACAACGGGCAGUACCGGAUCAAGACUUUCGAUGCCAACACUGGGAACCACGAUGUUGCCUCUGGGUCAACCAUCCUUUCUCUGAAGCAGGAGGAUGAGGUAUGGCUGCAAAUCUUUUACUCGGAACAGAACGGGCUCUUUUAUGAUCCCUACUGGACAGACAGCUUAUUUACUGGAUUCCUGAUAUAUCCCGAUCAAGAUUAUCUCAAUGAAAUAUAGGAUGAGAAACCAGACUGGGGGAAAAAGUAGGAAAUGUCUGAGGUCUCAAUCCAGCAGAGUGUGGCCUGUACAUGGACAUGUCUGGGAUUACCAGAGAAUUCCACAACUUUGACUUUAACAGCCUGUAUUGGCUGUUUAGAUAUUUACUUGAUGUCAUCAACAAGUCCAAAGGGCACCAGGACUUCUUUAGCAGCCUCAUGAGUCUCUCCAUUUCAAAGCCAUCCAUUAUGUUUUCCAUGAUUAUUCAACAUGCUAUGGACAUGUAACUCAAAUACUGGUGCAGAAUACUUUGAUUAUUACAUUUAUUACAAUAAAGCAUGGAAACCAACAAAACCAAGGCCUCAGCUGGACUGUGAAGGUC
This is a messenger RNA of Myiozetetes cayanensis, 1388 nucleotides long. RefSeq names its product C1q and TNF related 2 (gene C1QTNF2). The transcript has 3 exons. NCBI's taxonomy places the organism in Eukaryota, Metazoa, Chordata, Aves, Passeriformes, Tyrannidae. The record is from RefSeq and is a predicted model, not a curated record. The coding region runs from base 173 to 1027 and encodes 284 amino acids. Gene Ontology annotation, molecular function: protein binding.